Messenger RNA from Leishmania braziliensis MHOM/BR/75/M2904, 621 nucleotides. RefSeq lists its product as hypothetical. Bases 1 to 621 code for a protein of 206 amino acids. The record is from RefSeq and is a predicted model, not a curated record. The transcript has a single exon. NCBI's taxonomy places the organism in Eukaryota, Euglenozoa, Kinetoplastea, Trypanosomatida, Trypanosomatidae.
AUGACGUCUUCUUCAACCAAUAGCUCCCGUCGUCCGGCGCCCCUGACGCUCGGCGUGGCUGUCCUCGUUGCAGCGCUCGUGCUGCUGAGCGUGUGCGGCGUGCCGGCCCAGGCGGCCACAGUGACCGACUUGAAGAAUGCCGUUAAUGUUAUGCUGCAGGACAUCGACGUGGGCAUGACGGACUUCUACCGCACCCUCAGCGCCCCCCCGGCUGUGCAGCAGCAGUACUGCACGGCGGCCAUCUCGAGCGUGGUGGAAGGCUUGAGUCUCACCAUGGAGUCGCUCUCCUCGCCCUACGGGGUACUUGCCACGGAGCACGGCUUCCUCGUCUACAAGGAUUCGUUUGUCUUUGGUCCAUCCGUUAGCCUCAUUGGUGCCUCAGCCUGGCCAAACGGGACGCUGACAACGGAGGUUCAGCACGGCAAGAACAUCCUCCUACCCUUCCUGUCCAACACCAUCGUCUUUGUCACCGGCGUCGUCACGAACGACAAGGGCAUGAAGAACAUCCUCCCCAUGGCGCGCUUUAUGAUUGUCGACGCGUAUCGCUGCACCUACCUGCACAUGGACGUCUCUGAGCUCUAUCGUAACACUUUCCGCACUGUCUUUGCAGAGCUGGCGUAG